Molecule: messenger RNA, 1856 nt
Organism: Salvia splendens (bonfire salvia)
Lineage: Eukaryota; Viridiplantae; Streptophyta; Magnoliopsida; Lamiales; Lamiaceae
Exons: 5
Coding region: 446-1663 (405 amino acids)
Source: RefSeq, a predicted model, not a curated record
AAUAGUACUCUUAGGACCCGUUUUAUUGCUGCAUAAACCCAGGGUAAGGUGUGAGGGUCCCACCACAAUCCAUCGUUUGAUACAUUUGUUCUGCUUUCCUAAGGAUCCGGGUUUAAUUGGUAUGACCCGGUAUUUUUAACUGUUGGGUUUGGAAAAAGGGGUAAAAAUAGUCCACCACUUUGUUAUGGACUUGAAACCCUAGUCCGGGCCUCCAUCUGGAUUAAGGACACAAAAUGGCAACCGUGCCCCUCCAAUCUGCAAUUUCCAAACUUGGAGAGUAAGGAGGCGAUUUCCGGCGGGAGACUCAUAAGUUGGGCCACAAUCGGUAUUAUCUUACAAAUUUGUUACAAAGUUCGACAAGAUUCGAACCAGUUGUGUAGCCGGCGAAAUUGAUGGUUCUGUUCUGCGAGUUGCAGGCUAGGGGAUUCAAACCUUCUCGAGGGCUAUGGCGAACAGGAUUAUAAAAAGCAUCGCCACGCUUCAGCAAGUGGAAGAAAUGGUCCAAAUCCUACAAUUUGAUGUAAUCAUUGCUAUUUUGUUGUACCUGAGAAGGAACCGACGGAGUGUGCGGGUGAGUACUCUGCUAAGCCGGGCUCCAUUUGGUCGUCGGAAUCGAAUUCCUGCACAAGUGAGGCACCUAAAUCGACUUAAGGGAGUAUCAGAUAUUGCAUGUUUUGAUAAUCUUCGUAUGGAUCGAAACACAUUUGGACGAUUGUGCUUUCUUCUACGCCAAACAGGGGAGUUGGUCGACGGUAAAUAUGUGAAGAUAGAAGAACAAGUUGCCAUGUUCUUGUCAGUUCUUGCACACCACAAAAAGAACAGAAUAGUUAAAUUUGACUUCUUGAGGUCCGGCUUCACAGUUUCUAAGUAUGUUAAUGCUGUGCUACGGGCGGUGCUUCGGCUUCAUCGGUCGUUUCUUGUUGUUCCUGAUCCAGUGGCCGAAGACUGCAACGAUAACAGGUGGAAGUGGUUCAAGGGAUGCCUUGGUGCAUUAGAUGGAACACACAUAAAUUUACAGGUGCUAAAUGCCGAUAAGCCUCGUUAUCGUUCCAGGAAAGGUCAAAUUUGCACCAACACUCUUGCGGUCUGUGAUAGGCGGAUGCGAUUUGUAUAUGUCUUGACGGGCUGGGAGGGCUCCGCUGGGGACAGUCGUGUGCUACGCGAUGCUUUGAGUCGUGAUAAGGGACUGCGAGUACCCAAAGGCAACUACUACCUAUGUGACAACGGUUAUGCAAACUGUGAGGGGUUUCUAACACCCUAUAAGGGAGUUCGUUACCAUUUAAAAGAAUGGGGUCCUGCAACGGAAGCCCCAAAAAAUCCCCACGAAAUUUUCAACAUGUAUCACACUCGAGCAAGGAAUGUGAUUGAACGUGCGUUUGCCGUAUUGAAAAUGCGGUGGGGGAUCUUGCGAAGUGCCUCAUUUUAUCCAGUCGGGGUCCAAACUAAUAUCAUACUUGCUUGCUUCUUGCUCCAUAAUUUUAUACGCUCUGAGAUGGAAUCUGACCCGAUUGAGAUGGCUGUCGCUCACGAAGGAGAGGGAAAUGAAGAAGAUGUGCAGGAUGGUGAUUUUGUGGCUGGUGUGGAACCCUCCCAAGUCUGGACCAAUGCACGUGAUGCAAUGGCAGCAUCAAUGUGGGAUGCUUAUAUGGGCGGAGCUGCAUAAGUAUCAGUAGAAGUGGCAGUGUGAAGCAUCUCUUUUGGGAAUAGUACCGUUUUGUUUUUUAAGUUUUUGGACAAAAUGUAAUCAUAUGCUUUUAUCACUAUUUUGGAUUUGUGGUUUUAUGUUUGAUGGUUGUUCUGUAUUUGGAAUGUUACUCUACAAAUUAAACCAAGCAAUAUUUGGAUUUGUGGUUUUA